This is a messenger RNA of Prosopis cineraria, 1441 nucleotides long. RefSeq names its product annexin D5-like. NCBI's taxonomy places the organism in Eukaryota, Viridiplantae, Streptophyta, Magnoliopsida, Fabales, Fabaceae. Bases 129 to 1079 code for a protein of 316 amino acids. Gene Ontology annotation, cellular component: cytoplasm. The transcript is spliced from 6 exons. Gene Ontology annotation, molecular function: calcium-dependent phospholipid binding; calcium ion binding. The record is from RefSeq and is a predicted model, not a curated record.
AUAAAUAAAUUAUAUGAACACAACGCUUUCGAUUCCAUUGCAGCUUCGUUGAGAAGACAAUCAAGACGUUGAUUACGAAGUCAGAAAUAUCUCCGUAAUACUGCAAGAAAUUGGUUUCGCAGAGAAAGAUGUCUACGUUGGUUGUACCCCCAGCUCCUCCUUCCCCAAGAGAUGAUGCUAUACAGCUUUACCGCGCUUUCAAGGGAUUUGGAUGUGAUACUAGUGCUGUCAUUAAUAUACUUGCUCACCGUGAUGCUACGCAACGUUCCUACAUACAACAUGAGUACAGAGCUAUGUAUUCUGAGGAUCUUCUUAAACGCUUAUCUUCUGAGCUUAGUGGCAAGCUAGAGAAUGCAGUUCUGCUCUGGAUGCAUGACCCUGCUGGACGUGAUGCUGUAAUCCUUAGGCAGACACUGGUUGCAGAUAAAAGCCUUGAAGCUGCUACCGAAGUGAUAUGUUCACGAACUCCAUCCCAGCUACAAUAUUUAAAACAGAUAUAUCAUUCUAAGUUUGGAGUUUUUCUUGAACAUGACAUUGAAAGGAAUACAUCUGGAGAUCAUAAAAAGAUCUUGCUUGCAUAUAUAAGCUCUCCUCGACUUGAAGGCCCUGAAGUUAAUAGAGAGAUGGCUGAGAAGGAUGCAAAGGUUCUCUACAAGGCAGGGGAGAAGAAAUUAGGAACUGAUGAGAAGACUUUCAUUCAAAUUUUCAGUGAAAGAAGUGCAGCACAGUUGAAUGCCAUAAGUUCUUAUUACCAUGAUAUGUAUGGACACUCACUGAAGAAGGCAGUAAAGAACGAAACCUCGGGGAAUUUUGGUUAUGCACUUUUGACAAUAGUUCGAUGUGCACAGAAUACAGCAAAGUAUUUUGCGAAGGUACUCAGCCUUCACAAGUGCCAAUUCCAUCAUUGCCUGCUGUCUCACCAUCAGUUGAUGAAAUCGAGACCAUUAUGGAUGAUCAAAUGGUCUUUACCUCUGAGGGGCCCAUCCGUCGUUAUUUGGUUCGUUGGAGAGGUCGAUCUGAUGAAGAUGCCACCUGGAUUUCAGAAGAUGAAUUCCAACAACUUAAUCCUGCCUUGCUAGAAGCCUAUCAACUCUCUACCUCUCCGGAGGAGAGUUCUUUGCAGCAGGGGAGAAUUGAUAGAAAAUAUGGCAAAUGUUAUUUUAGAAAGAAAUAAUUGUUUUUGCAUUAUUUAGUAUUUUGUAAGUUUCCUUCUAAAGGAAGGAAACCUGACCUGCUUUUGUUUGUUCUACUCUUUAUUUAAAUCUGCAAGUUGAGCUUUCCUUAUAGGGAAGGAAACCUCAAACUUAUAUUUUAUUUCAUUUUAUGUUUCCUUCAUAAGAAGGAAACCUUAAUUGUGGCUUCUAUAAAAAGCCACCAUGCAGCACAUGUAAGGGAGUUCUAAGAGUUGGAAUGAAUUGCUGUUCUAUUCCCCUAUCUAUCA